CCAUGUUCGCGCUGCGGGGCGGGGCCGGAGGCGGGGCCCGCCGGGAGCGCCACGCCCCCGGGCCGUCGGCUGCGCGGCUCCGCGCGCGCUCCCGCCCUGCAGCCCCGCCCCGCGCCGGAAGUUCCGGUGGCGAAUCGCCCGACCGGGCCGAGCGGAUCGCGGCGCGGGCUGCGGGUGAGGGGCGGCCGGGCGCGGAGCCCGGGAGCGGAACCUAGGCCGUGCCGCGCGGCGCCAUGAAGGGCAAGGAGGAGAAGGAGGGUGGCGCGCGUCUGGGCGCCGGCGGCGGCAGCCCAGAGAAGAGUCCGAGCGCGCAGGAGCUCAAGGAGCAGGGCAACCGGCUCUUCGUGGGCCGCAAGUACCCGGAGGCGGCGGCCUGCUACGGCCGCGCCAUCACUCGGAACCCCCUGGUGGCAGUGUACUACACCAACCGGGCCCUGUGCUACCUGAAGAUGCAGCAGCCAGAGCAGGCUCUGGCCGACUGUCGGCGAGCCCUGGAGCUGGAUGGGCAGUCGGUGAAGGCACACUUCUUCCUGGGUCAGUGCCAGCUGGAGAUGGAGAGCUACGACGAGGCCAUUGCCAAUCUGCAGCGAGCUUACAGCCUGGCCAAGGAGCAGCGGCUCAACUUUGGGGAUGACAUCCCUAGUGCUCUGCGCAUCGCCAAGAAGAAGCGCUGGAAUAGUAUUGAGGAGCGGCGCAUCCACCAGGAGAGCGAGCUGCACGCCUACCUCUCACGGCUCAUCACUGCAGAGCGCGAGAGGGAGCUGGAGGAAUGUCAGCGGAACCAUGAAGGUGAUGAGGAUGAUGGCCAUGUCCGGGCCCAGCAAGCCUGCAUCGAGGCCAAGCACGACAAAUACAUGGCGGACAUGGAUGAGCUCUUCUCUCAGGUGGACGAGAAGAGAAAGAAACGAGACAUCCCCGACUACCUGUGCGGCAAGAUCAGCUUUGAGCUGAUGCGGGAGCCCUGCAUCACACCAAGUGGCAUCACUUAUGACCGCAAGGAUAUUGAAGAGCAUCUGCAGCGUGUGGGCCAUUUUGACCCUGUGACCCGGAGCCCCCUGACCCAGGAACAGCUCAUCCCCAACCUGGCCAUGAAGGAAGUCAUCGAUGCAUUCAUCUCCGAGAACGGCUGGGUGGAGGACUACUGAGGACCUGACCCAGAGGGUCCUGAGGCAGAAGCCCCAGAAUCUGUACAUAGUUUGUGUCUCUGGGACCGUCCCCAUCAGUUCUGCUGGUGGGCUCUGGACUGCUCCCUCUUUCAGCAUAGCCCUUGCUGGGCCAUGAGCCUCCCCUGCCCCCUUCUGGGCAGGAAAAGCAGGUGAAGGUGGGUUGGGCUGAGGCCCGUGCUGCUGCCACUGUCUGUGUAAUAAAAUCUGUGAGCACUACA
This is a messenger RNA of Sciurus carolinensis (gray squirrel), 1384 nucleotides long. RefSeq names its product STIP1 homology and U-box containing protein 1 (gene Stub1). Lineage: Eukaryota; Metazoa; Chordata; Mammalia; Rodentia; Sciuridae. Gene Ontology annotation, biological process: proteasome-mediated ubiquitin-dependent protein catabolic process; protein quality control for misfolded or incompletely synthesized proteins; protein polyubiquitination. The record is from RefSeq and is a predicted model, not a curated record. Gene Ontology annotation, molecular function: ubiquitin protein ligase activity; protein-folding chaperone binding. Gene Ontology annotation, cellular component: Z disc; cytoplasm. Bases 234 to 1145 code for a protein of 303 amino acids. The transcript is spliced from 7 exons.